Molecule: messenger RNA, 3375 nt
Organism: Suricata suricatta (meerkat)
Lineage: Eukaryota; Metazoa; Chordata; Mammalia; Carnivora; Herpestidae
Gene: CASR
Product: calcium sensing receptor
Exons: 6
Coding region: 1-3243 (1080 amino acids)
Biological process (GO): intracellular calcium ion homeostasis; G protein-coupled receptor signaling pathway; detection of calcium ion
Cellular component (GO): membrane
Molecular function (GO): G protein-coupled receptor activity; calcium ion binding
Source: RefSeq, a predicted model, not a curated record
AUGGCAUUUUAUAGCUGCUGUUUGAUCCUCUUGGCAAUUACCUGGUGCACUUCUGCCUAUGGGCCUGACCAACGAGCCCAGAAGAAAGGCGACAUUAUCCUCGGCGGACUCUUUCCUAUUCAUUUUGGAGUAGCAGCCAAAGAUCAAGAUCUAAAGUCAAGGCCAGAGUCUGUGGAAUGUAUCAGGUAUAAUUUUCGUGGAUUUCGCUGGUUACAAGCCAUGAUAUUUGCCAUCGAGGAAAUAAAUAGCAGCCCAGUCCUUCUUCCCAACAUGACACUGGGAUACAGGAUAUUUGACACUUGCAACACUGUUUCUAAAGCCUUGGAGGCCACUCUGAGUUUUGUGGCACAAAAUAAAAUUGACUCUCUGAACCUUGAUGAGUUCUGCAACUGCUCGGAGCAUAUCCCCUCUACUAUCGCUGUGGUGGGAGCGACUGGCUCGGGCGUCUCCACGGCGGUGGCAAACCUCCUGGGCCUCUUCUACAUUCCCCAGGUCAGCUAUGCCUCCUCUAGCAGACUCCUCAGUAACAAAAACCAGUUCAAGUCCUUCCUCCGUACCAUCCCCAAUGAUGAACACCAGGCCACUGCCAUGGCAGACAUUAUUGAGUAUUUCCGCUGGAACUGGGUGGGCACAAUUGCAGCUGAUGAUGACUAUGGCCGGCCAGGGAUUGAGAAGUUCCGAGAGGAGGCUGAGGAGAGGGACAUCUGCAUCGACUUCAGUGAACUCAUCUCCCAGUAUUCUGAUGAGGAAGAGAUCCAGCAUGUGGUAGAGGUGAUCCAGAAUUCCACAGCCAAAGUCAUUGUUGUUUUCUCUAGUGGCCCAGACCUUGAACCCCUCAUCAAGGAGAUUGUUCGGCGUAAUAUCACAGGGAGGAUCUGGCUGGCCAGCGAGGCCUGGGCCAGCUCUUCCCUGAUUGCCAUGCCCGAGUACUUCCAUGUGGUUGGAGGCACCAUUGGAUUUGCUCUGAAGGCUGGACAGAUCCCAGGUUUCCGGGAAUUCCUGCAGAAAGUCCAUCCCAGAAAGUCUGUCCACAAUGGUUUUGCCAAGGAGUUUUGGGAAGAAACCUUUAACUGCCACCUCCAAGAUGGUGCUAAAGGACCUUUGUCCAUGGACACUUUGUUGAGAGGUCAUGAAGAAGGUGGUGGCAGGAUAAGCAAUAGCUCCACUGCCUUCCGACCUCUCUGUACAGGGGAUGAGAACAUCAGCAGUGUGGAGACCCCUUACAUGGAUUAUACACAUUUACGGAUAUCCUACAAUGUCUACUUAGCAGUCUAUUCCAUUGCUCAUGCCCUGCAAGAUAUAUACACAUGCAUACCUGGAAGAGGGCUCUUCACCAACGGUUCCUGUGCAGAUAUCAAGAAGGUUGAGGCCUGGCAGGUCCUGAAGCACCUACGGCACCUAAACUUUACCAACAAUAUGGGGGAGCAGGUGACUUUCGAUGAAUGUGGUGACCUGGUAGGGAACUAUUCCAUCAUCAACUGGCACCUCUCCCCAGAGGAUGGCUCCAUAGUGUUUAAGGAAGUUGGAUAUUACAACGUCUAUGCCAAGAAAGGAGAAAGGCUCUUCAUCAAUGAGGAGAAAAUCCUGUGGAGUGGAUUCUCCAGGGAGGUUCCUUUCUCCAACUGCAGUCGGGAUUGCCUGGCAGGGACCAGGAAAGGAAUCAUUGAGGGGGAGCCCACCUGCUGCUUUGAGUGUGUGGAAUGUCCCGAUGGGGAGUACAGUGAUGAAACAGAUGCAAGUGCCUGUGACAAGUGCCCCGAUGACUUCUGGUCCAAUGAAAACCACACUUCCUGCAUUGCCAAGGAGAUUGAGUUUCUUUCCUGGACAGAGCCCUUUGGGAUUGCGCUCACCCUCUUUGCUGUGCUGGGCAUCUUCCUGACAGCCUUUGUGCUGGGUGUCUUCAUCAAGUUCCGUAACACACCCAUUGUCAAGGCCACCAAUCGAGAGCUCUCUUACCUCCUCCUCUUCUCCUUGCUCUGCUGCUUCUCCAGCUCCCUGUUCUUCAUAGGUGAGCCCCAGGACUGGACAUGCCGCCUGCGCCAGCCAGCCUUUGGUAUCAGCUUUGUGCUCUGCAUAUCAUGCAUCCUAGUGAAAACCAACCGUGUGCUCCUGGUGUUUGAGGCCAAGAUCCCCACAAGCUUCCACCGCAAGUGGUGGGGGCUCAACCUGCAGUUCCUGCUGGUCUUCCUCUGCACCUUCAUGCAGAUUGUCAUCUGUGUGAUCUGGCUCUACACUGCACCACCCUCAAGUUACCGCAACCAUGAGCUAGAGGAUGAGAUCAUCUUUAUCACCUGCCAUGAGGGCUCACUAAUGGCGCUGGGCUUCUUAAUUGGCUACACUUGCCUACUGGCUGCCAUCUGCUUCUUCUUUGCCUUCAAGUCCCGGAAGCUGCCAGAGAACUUCAAUGAAGCCAAGUUCAUCACCUUCAGCAUGCUCAUCUUCUUCAUCGUCUGGAUCUCCUUCAUUCCUGCCUAUGCCAGCACCUACGGCAAGUUUGUCUCUGCCGUGGAAGUGAUCGCCAUCCUGGCAGCCAGCUUUGGUUUGCUGGCCUGCAUCUUCUUCAACAAGGUCUACAUCAUCCUCUUCAAGCCAUCACGUAACACCAUCGAGGAGGUGCGCUGCAGCACUGCUGCUCAUGCUUUCAAAGUGGCAGCCCGGGCCACGUUGCGCCGCAGCAAUGUCUCCCGCAAGCGGUCCAACAGCCUUGGGGGCUCCACGGGAUCCACACCCUCCUCCUCCAUCAGUAGCAAGCGCAACAGUGAAGACCCCUUCCCACAGCCCGAGAGGCAAAAGCAGCAGCAGCCACUGGCCCUGACCCAAGAGCAGCAGCCACAGCCACAGCAGCCCUCAUCCCUUCAGCAGCAGCCAGAGCCGCAGCCACAGCCCAGAUGCAAGCCGAAGGUCAUCUUCGGCAGUGGCACAGUCACCUUCUCACUGAGCUUUGAUGAGCCUCAGAAGAGUGCCAUGGCUCACAGGAAUUCCAUGCACCAGAACUCCCUGGAGGCCCAGAAAAGCAGCGAGACACUGACCAGACACCAGGCAUUGCUCCCACUACAGUGUGGGGAAACAGGCUCAGAACUGACUGCACAGGAGACAGGCCUUCAAGGGCCUAUCGAUGGUGACAUCCGACCAGAGAUGGAGGACCCUGAAGAGAUGUCCCCAGCACUUGUAGUGUCCAGUUCACAAAGCUUUGUCAUCAGUGGUGGUGGCAGCACUGUCACAGAAAACAUAUUGCAUUCAUAAAACGGAAGAAGGUGGCCAGUCUGGGAAGGAUCCAGAGAGGAUUCCUGGGAUCACGUUCUCUGACAGGAAUGAGGAAUCGCUCCAGACUCCUUUCCUCUGUGGAAGGAGGAAUAAGACAUGCCAAACACCUCA